AUGAAGUAUUUAACUAGAAAAUUAUGUAAAUUUCUUUGGCAUAUAGAGAAUGUUCAAAUAUGCACUUAUAAAACUUUUAACCCUUGUUUCAAGACUGAUUAUAUAUGUAAUAAAAAUAAUCAAGAAAGAAUAUUAAAAAAUAUAAAUAUAAGAAAAGGUGUAGGGAAUAUUAUUUUAAUAAAUGAGUUGAAUGAUAAAAUGAUCAAAGCAUUUGAAGGAGAUAAAGAACGUUUUCUACGACUUAUAGAACAAGAGAUAUACAAAUUACCUAAUGAUACACAUCCUGAUGUCAUUGAUUAUAAUGAUGAACCUAGAGAAGUUGAAUACAUUGAUGCAAAACCUAAAUUUGAUUUCAAUCCUUUCGAUUUGGGAGAUAUUGGAAAUAAAAUGAAUAUAUUGAGAACAGAUAAUCUAAGCGCCAUGACAGGUCCAAAAAGCUAUGUUUUUAUUGAUUCUUUAACACAUCUUGAGCGGGCUCUAAUACUAUACACAGUAAAUGUAUUAAAAAAUAAUGGCUUCAAGUUUGUAUCGGUCCCGGAUAUUUUACCAUCUACAAUAAUUGAAGGAUGUGGUAUGAGCACUAAAGGAGAUCGCAAUCAAGUUUAUCAUCUAUCAAAUUCUCACGGUAGUAAUCUAUGCUUAGCAGGAACUUCUGAAAUAUCCAUAGCUGGCUUACUGGCUGGAUCUCAAAAUUUAAAUGUUGAUGAGCCAAUAAAAUAUGCAGCUAUUAGUAGAUGUUAUCGUGCAGAAACUUCGGGUGUUGCGCAGGAAAAAGGAAUAUAUAGAGUGCACCAAUUUACUAAAGUUGAAAUGUUUUUAUGCUGUCAUCCAAAUGAAUCAUCAAAAUUAUUAGAUUAUAUAAUAGAAAUACAAAAAAAAAUUAUAACUCCACUCGGAAUACAUGUGAAAAUUUUAGACAUGCCACCUCAUGAAUUAGGUGCUCCUGCUUAUAGGAAAUAUGACAUGGAAGCAUGGAUGCCUGGAAGGAAUAUGUGGGGCGAAAUUUCAAGUUGUAGUAAUUGCACAGAUUAUCAGUCACGGCGAUUAGCUAUAAAAUUUGAAAAAAAUGGAAGUAAAGAUUUUGUACAUACAUUAAAUGGUACAGCUUGCGCUGUGCCAAGAUUACUCAUAGCACUUUUAGAAACACAUCAAAAAAAAGAUGGAACUAUAUCUUUACCUAAAGCCUUAGUACCGUUUAUGAACAACUGUGACAAGAUAAAGAGAAUGAAACGAGUACCAGAUAUAAAAUUCAUCAAAAAUUUGAAGGUCUAA
Molecule: messenger RNA, 1272 nt
Organism: Ctenocephalides felis (cat flea)
Lineage: Eukaryota; Metazoa; Arthropoda; Insecta; Siphonaptera; Pulicidae
Product: serine--tRNA ligase, mitochondrial-like
Exons: 6
Coding region: 1-1272 (423 amino acids)
Biological process (GO): mitochondrial seryl-tRNA aminoacylation
Cellular component (GO): mitochondrion
Molecular function (GO): ATP binding; serine-tRNA ligase activity; tRNA binding
Source: RefSeq, a predicted model, not a curated record